AUGCCGGCUGAGGCGCCAGGCCGGGCUGUGGAUCUGACACCUCCGCUACCUGGCUUUGAUCAGAAUCUGGCUAUGGGGCAGAGCACUUCUGCCCACCCAGGGCACCGCCUGGGCUACGGCCGCUGUCCCAGUCGCUGGGCUCCAGGGUCCCCAGGGAGACUCCCACCAGGCCUGCUCUCAGGUUUCUGUUGCCUGGAGCACUGCAGCCACCACGGCCCAGAGUCAGGGCCUGGGAGGGCGGCAGUGUGGGGGCCUGAGUCGGAGCCCCCCGGGAACGAGGGUGCUGACAGCCACCAGCUGCCACUGCCGGAGCCCGAUGCCCAGGUAACCCGAGAGGAGGCGGGGCACAAGGUGCCAUGGCCCUGUCUCCCACCACCAAGGGAGGGCCCUGCCAUUCUGGGAGGUGGAGGGAAUGGGGGGCCUUCUAUGAGGGGCUGGUCUCCAACAGCAGCUCUCCCUGCAGAGGGCCCUGCAACUGCCCCAAGGAACAGGUACCAGGACCCUGAGGUGGUACCCUAUCUGGAGGAACCCAAUUCUGACACCAGCUCCAGCCAGGACAGCAAUACCCCUCAUGAUACCAGCAAUUCUUCCUCUGUGCAGGACACUGUUGAGAGGCCAGGAGUGGUCCCCAACGGGGACAGACUCAAUGUGAUGAUCCUGAGACGGCCUCAAGAAGGGCUGAGAGCUGACAGUGCUCAAAGGAUCACCAGGUCCCCAGCCAGGGGAGACCCAGAAGGCCAGAGAAAGGAGGAUUCUGGCAGUGGUGGACAGAGUGCUGGCCAGCACUGGGCGAAGCUGCGGGCAGAAAGUGGCUACUUCUCCUUGGAACGACAUCGCUCAGGGAAAACCCAGGCUUCCUCCGGGACACCACCGAGUGGACCUCGGACCACCAACCAGGCUUCUUCUGCUCAAAGGGGUGUUUUCCAGAAUGCUUCUGCACAAGAAACCUCCCAAGCUUCCUCUAUACCCCCAAACGCCCAAAGGGACACUCCCAGAACCUUAGCCACACAGCGGAGUGGUCCCAGAAUGUCCUCUCCUUCAAGAGUUUCCCAGAGGGACACUCCUAGAACCAUGUCCACCCAGAGAAGCAGCACGCCACUUUCCUCUCCCCUCAGAGCCACUCCAGAUAGCCUCAAGACCUGCACACCACAAAACAGCCCCCAUGUUGUAUCAUCUCCUUGUGUUCAAGCCUCCUCUCUCAACAGAACAACCCAGCGGGACAACCCCAGGACUCCCUGUGCCCAGAGGGACAAUCCCAGGAGCUCCUGUGCCCAGAGGGACAAUCCCAGGAGCUCCUCUCCCAGCAGAACUACCCAGAGGGACAACCCCAGGAUUCCUUGUGCCCAGAGGGACAAUCCCAGGAGCUCCUCUCCCAGCAGAACUACCCAGAGGGACAACCCCAGGACUCCCUGUGCCCAGAGGGACAACCCCAGGACUCCCUGUACCCAGAGGGACAAUCCCAGGAGCUCCUCUCCCAACAGAACCACCCAGAAGGAUAACUCCAGAACUUUCUGCAUAGUACAGAACACCCCCAGGACCCCUUCUACCCAAGGAAACAAGACUUCAGCCUCCUGCAGCAGAUGGGAGCAUCUCCGAAGCGCCUGUACCCAACGAGACAACCCAGGACCACCGUCUUCCUUCCAACGAGACAACCCUAGGCCUUUCUCUCAAGGCUGCACCCAAAAGGACAACCCAGGACUAUCAUCUCCCCGCCAUGCCACUCAGGGGAGUAGCUCCAGGAACCCUUCUCCCCACCGGACCAACAAAGAUAUCCCUUGGGCCUCCUUUCCCCUUCGGCCAACCCAGAGUGAUGGUCCUCGAACCUCAUCUCCAUCUCGCACCAAACAAAACCAGGUGCCUUGGGCAUCCAUUUCUCUCCGGCCAACCCAAGGGGACAGGACUCAGACCUCAGCUCCUACCAAACUAGCCCAUCACGACCCUCCCCAGCACUCUUUGCCCUCCCUGGCCUCCUCCUCUCAUAACCCAGGCCAUCCCAGUGCCUCUCGGACUUCAUCGCCUCUGCACCCGGCACCACGAGGGGUUCCCCAGACCCCUUCAGAGCCCUCCCAGCCAUCAUGCGCUGUGUGCAUUGGGCACAGGGAUGCACCUCGAGCCUCUUCACCCCCUCGCUAUUUUCAGUAUGACCCUUUCCCCUUUUUUCCAGAUCCCCGCUCGUCUGAGAGCGAAUCACCCCACCACGAACCCCCCUACAUGCCACCUGCAGUGUGCAUUGGGCACCGUGAUGCCCCCCGGGCCACUUCACCACCUCGUCAUACCCAAUUUGAUCCCUUUCCCUUCCUCCCAGACACCUCAGACGCUGAGAAUGAGUCCCCCCAGCAUGAUCCCCCACAGUUUCCCCCACCAGUGUGCAUUGGGUACCGCGAUGCCCCCCGGGCCUCUUCCCCACCACGCCAGUUUCCAGAGCCCUUCUUCCAGGAUCUCCCCCGGGCCAGCACAGAGAGCCUUGUCCCUUCCACAGACUCUCUGCAUGAGCCUCCCCACAUCCCCCCUCCUGUAUGUAUUGGGCACAGAGAUGCUCCCUCCUUCUCUUCCCCACCACGCCAGGCCCCUGAGCCUUCGCUCUUUUUCCAGGAUCCUCCUGGGACCAGUAUGGAGAGUCUUGCCCCUUCCAUUGACUCUUUGCGCGGCUCCCCACUGCUGCUGCCUCAAGUAUGCAUCGGCCAUCGGGAUGCGCCCAGGGCAUCCUCUCCUCCCCGCCACCCACCCAGUGAUUUAGGUCUCCUGGCCCCCUCCCCUCCCCCAGGUAGCUCAGGCUCUCGGGGCUCAGCACCCCCAGGGGAAACCAGACACAACUUGGAGAGGGAGGAGUACACCAUGCUGGCUGACCUGCCCCCACCCAGGAGGCUGGCCCAGAGGGGGCCAGAGCCCCAAGCACAGGGCAGCAACGAGGGCCGUACCCGCAGCCCUGGCCGGGCAGAGGUGGAGCGCCUCUUCGGGCAAGAGCGCAGGUGAGCCAGGGCAGGGGCAGCCAGGUGGGUUGGGGAGGAGAACAGUUGGAAAGUUCCAGAAGCAAGAGUUCAAGCCCUGCUGCCCACUGGCUGUGCGGUCUUGGGCAAGCCACUGCAUCUCUCCGUAAUUAGCAUGUUUUUUUGUUUUUGUUUUUGUUUUUUGUUUUUUGUUUUUUGUUUUUUUCUGAGGCUGAAGUAACUCAAUGGGUAGCCAAGUAGUGAAAAAAUCUGGUGUCUGGCAGGCUAAGUUCAAAUCUGGGGUCAAAGCUACCCUGUAUCCUGUGACACCUGCUUAAAGCAAUUUAAUCUAUUUAGGCCUCAGAUUCUUCGCCUGUCAAAUGGGAAAACUAAAAGCACAUUAAUUUCAAUGAGGCUAAACUCUUGAAGGGUUUGAUUCAGAGUAAUGUUUCUUCCCUGUACCUAUGACUCUUUCCCUGUACAUUGCAGGAGGACAGACAUGUUUGUUUUACAUACAUGGCCAGCAGCUGGGGAUUUAGCUCAGUGGUGGGAUGAUUGGCAGCACACAUAGGCCCUGGGUUUGAGCCACAGAACUAAGUAGAUAAAUGCCCUGUGUUUUAUUCCUCUGGGUGCUGGGGAUGGAUCCCAAGAUGUGCGCCUGCCAAGAAAAUACUCUGCCCUCAUUCCAGAGCUUUCCAUAAGAGCUCCUAGAGUCACAGACUUUCAGAAGUUAGACAUUACUUUCCUGGAACAUGGCUACAGAGUCCCAAGUCCUAGUGUCCUGUGAAUGUCCUAAGGAACCAGUAGCAUGUCACAUGGGAGAGGGAAAACAUCCCCUCCUGCUCUGGCUGGGAUUUCUCUUCAUCAGCAGAGCUAGCCCCUGAGUUUUUAGAGACACGGUUCCACUAGGGACAAGAGAAAUGGGGGGGAGGAGUGUAAUCUGGAAACUUUCCCUGUAUUAUCUGGUGGGUUUUAGAAUUUGACUGAGUGGGACAGCCCUCAUUGUGAGGUAAUUCUAGAGCAUUUCCAAAACCCUGCCCCCACUUUUUUUCUUUUUCUAGAUUUAUUUAUUAUGUAUACAGUGU
Molecule: messenger RNA, 4012 nt
Organism: Cricetulus griseus (Chinese hamster)
Lineage: Eukaryota; Metazoa; Chordata; Mammalia; Rodentia; Cricetidae
Source: RefSeq, a predicted model, not a curated record